Messenger RNA from Aaosphaeria arxii CBS 175.79, 1569 nucleotides. Its product is annotated as serine/threonine protein phosphatase-like protein 2A catalytic subunit. The transcript is spliced from 6 exons. The coding region runs from base 236 to 1225 and encodes 329 amino acids. Gene Ontology annotation, molecular function: protein serine/threonine phosphatase activity. NCBI's taxonomy places the organism in Eukaryota, Fungi, Ascomycota, Dothideomycetes, Pleosporales. The record is from RefSeq and is a predicted model, not a curated record. Gene Ontology annotation, cellular component: cytosol. Gene Ontology annotation, biological process: mitotic cell cycle; peptidyl-serine dephosphorylation.
UUCUCAAACAUACCCCGCCUACGUUUACCCUUCCUGUCGCAGAAGUAAUCUGAACGAGAUAUUUGAUUCGAAAGAGUACUGUCUACUGACCGCGCUCUUUGUUAACAACGCACGUCAUCGCAAGGUUUGACACCAGAAGCCCCUCGCAAGCUGCACACCAAAACAAGCGAUACCCCCCUCAUAACAUCCACACCUACCGACCUUCGAACUUUCGCCAUCGGUAUCUCCGGCAAACAUGGAUACCAACAUGGAGGAUGUGAAGAUGCCAGAAGCCAUACAGAUGUCGUCCGUCCCUAGCACAGAGCCGGCUACGAUCCCCACACUCGAUGGCUGGAUUGAAAGCUUGAUGAGCUGCAAGCAGUUGGCAGAAAGCGAUGUGCAGAGGCUAUGUGAUAAGGCUCGAGAAGUCCUCCAAGAGGAAUCCAAUGUUCAACCAGUGAAAUGCCCAGUCACGGUGUGCGGUGAUAUCCACGGUCAGUUCCAUGACUUGAUGGAGCUCUUCAAGAUUGGUGGACCCAACCCAGACACUAACUACCUUUUCAUGGGUGACUACGUUGAUCGUGGAUAUUUCUCUGUGGAGACGGUGACGUUGCUUGUAGCUCUCAAGAUCCGCUACCCACAACGUAUUACUAUCCUUCGUGGAAACCACGAGUCCCGUCAGAUUACGCAGGUGUAUGGUUUCUAUGACGAAUGUCUUCGAAAGUACGGCAACGCCAAUGUUUGGAAAUACUUCACCGAUUUGUUUGACUAUCUUCCGCUCACCGCUCUGAUCGACAACCAAAUAUUCUGCCUUCAUGGAGGACUUUCUCCCAGUAUUGACACCCUGGAUAACAUCCGUGCUUUGGACAGAAUACAGGAGGUUCCUCAUGAAGGACCCAUGUGUGAUCUUCUCUGGUCCGAUCCCGAUGACAGGUGUGGUUGGGGUAUAUCUCCCCGAGGUGCGGGCUACACCUUCGGACAGGAUAUAUCGGAGGCGUUUAACCAUAACAAUGGUUUGACCCUGGUAGCAAGAGCACAUCAGCUUGUGAUGGAGGGUUACAAUUGGUCCCAAGACAGGAAUGUUGUGACUAUUUUCUCUGCACCAAAUUACUGUUACAGAUGCGGCAACCAGGCCGCGAUCAUGGAGAUUGACGAGCACCUGAAAUAUACCUUCUUGCAGUUCGACCCAUGCCCACGAGCUGGCGAACCGAUGGUGUCGCGCAGGACCCCCGAUUACUUCCUCUAGACAGCAUUACCGGCGCCCCCAGCUCCCUUGCUAAGACUGGUAGACUGUAUAUAAUCUCAGCCUAUCAACGCCCUUUGAUUGGGGUCUUCUUAUACCUAUGUAACGAUUACCAUUGGCUUCAAACAGGCAGGCCCCAAUGUGUACAUGAGCGAUGAGCCCUUUGUCUUGUAGAGCGUCGAUAUGUGCAAUGAGCACAGAAAAACAGUAUUGUGAACGUAUUGCGCCGCGCGGCUUGGUAUGCCAUGGUUUAUGUGUCAGCCAUGACACUUAGAACCCACGAUAAGGUGUCGUGGUGUACGGAGUAAGCUAAUAGACGAAAUGCCAUGAAGUAAUGGCUGCGAGUA